AUGCCACUGCUCGGAUUGGUCUGUUUCAGACGAGAAAAAAGGACAUGUUUUGACGAAGAAAACAACGACAUUUUUUACGGUUUUUUGGUGGUUGAAGAUUCUGAUAAUUAUUUGGGGGGCGAAGUAGCGCUAGACCUUCACAAGACUCCAAACGUUACGAUCAGACACGCUCUUAACAAUAACACAAAGUUGGUGAAAAAUUUACAAAUUGGGAAAUUCCCAACACUUGUUAUAAUCGAUCGGAACAACAACACGCAAAUUGUUACCGAAAAUAUCGAACACAAGAAGGAGCUCAAAGCGACAAUUGCCGAUUACUUGGCCAAGAAAGGGCUCAAAGUUUGCGAGACCACCCCUGAGAAAAAGGGCCACUUGUCCCUGGACCCCCACCCUGACCCCAAACAGCGCUCACGCACACUUUUGCGGCAAAAAAUCAAAAAAAUGGGAGACGCCGUCUUCCAAAUGGACUUGGAAACGUCCCUUCGGUACGCCCUUUUGCGCGAAGUCUCGACCACUAAAGUGAUCAAAGGCGAACAACUGGCGGCCCUUAGGGCCUUCCUCAGCGUGAUCAAGAAGUAUUUCCCCUUCGGGUACAACUCCACGUCUUUCAUCAACAAUUUAACCAACUUGACUUCUUCGGACGAAGUCCAGGGGGUGCAGGUCCAGGUCCUAGUGCAGCAAGCGGAUGACAGUGGGGUGUUUUCAACCCCGCAGCGCUUCCUGGGGUGUCAGGGGAGUGCGAACCGCUUUCGCGGAUAUCCAUGUAGUCUUUGGCGCCUUUUCCAUUACCUAACAGUUAACUCGGUUCUUUUGAAUGUGAGUAACCGGAAGGCGAAUCCGGUGGAAGUCCUCGGAGCGAUGCACGGCUACGUCAAGCACUUCUUCAGCUGUAGUCACUGCAGUGAGCAUUUCCAGAAGAUGGCCGCUGAGAGGAAUCUAACGAGUGUUUCGUCGCUUGAAGAGUCGGUUCUGUGGCUCUGGGAGGCGCAUAAUGUGGUCAAUAAAAGAUUAAAAGGUGACACAACCGAAGAUCCGGAGUAUCCGAAAGAACAGUUUCCGACCAGGUUGAGGUGUCCGGAGUGUUAUGGCGAGGAUGGGACUUGGAGGAAGAAGGAGGUGUUGAAGUAUUUGAAGAGGAUGUACGGGAGAUAUAGUGUUAGAUAUGUGGGGUCGGAUACCAAGGUUUUGUUUCCGGGACUUGAUAGAUAAGUUAUUGACGAAUUGUAAAUAAUUUGUUCUUUGUUUUAAAAGAAUCAAUGUUAGAGAAGCUUUAAUAAAUACAAUUUUUUAAGAAAAGACUGUUACUUAUAGCUUGAAAUAAUGUUAACGUCAUAAAUAAAAUAUGAUGUUGUUGUUUUUGCCUCUA
Molecule: messenger RNA, 1363 nt
Organism: Tribolium castaneum (red flour beetle)
Lineage: Eukaryota; Metazoa; Arthropoda; Insecta; Coleoptera; Tenebrionidae
Product: sulfhydryl oxidase 2
Exons: 2
Coding region: 1-1206 (401 amino acids)
Biological process (GO): protein folding
Cellular component (GO): Golgi membrane
Molecular function (GO): flavin-dependent sulfhydryl oxidase activity; protein disulfide isomerase activity
Source: RefSeq, a predicted model, not a curated record